This is a messenger RNA of Fusarium subglutinans, 2334 nucleotides long. Its product is annotated as cytoplasmic trna 2-thiolation 2. The transcript has 6 exons. Gene Ontology annotation, molecular function: sulfurtransferase activity; tRNA binding. Gene Ontology annotation, cellular component: cytosol. Lineage: Eukaryota; Fungi; Ascomycota; Sordariomycetes; Hypocreales; Nectriaceae. The record is from RefSeq and is a predicted model, not a curated record. Gene Ontology annotation, biological process: tRNA wobble position uridine thiolation. The coding region runs from base 1 to 2334 and encodes 777 amino acids.
AUGUCUUUACACGAACAACAUAGCAUCCCCACAGAUACCGAACAAGAAAUCCGGUCCAAAGUAGAGCAAGUCCUCAAGGGAACCCCUUUUUCUCCCUCAAGCCUACGAAAGCUAAGUGGUGGUACUGCCAACUUCAUGUACCAUGCCACUCUCAAGUAUCCAUCAGGUGAAGACAAAUAUCAAAAUGGCGUCGUGAUCAAGCAGGGUGAGGGCUACGUUGCACUUCAUCCUGCAUUCAAGAUUGCAACUUCUCGAUGUGCUAUCGAGUAUGAGUCUCUUGUUCAUCUUGCUGAACUCCCCCCAACAGAAACGCCAUCGUGCAGAAUAUCAACCCCAGAGACAUAUUACUUCAACCAAGAUAGCAAUACUCAAGUCCAGGAGUAUCUCUCAGAAGCCCUCAGUCUAAAAGACUAUGCCCUCAAGUACUACGCUGCACCCACACCCCCAAGUCUCAGAGAAGAAUGCGAGCAGCUCGGCCAUGGUCUUGGAUCUUGGCUUCGCGCGUUCCACGGCUGGAGCCAAGAACCUAAGCAAGCAGCCCUACGAGAGACGUUUGCGGGGAACAAGGGGAUGCAGGGUCUCAAGAACAUGAUCAAUUACCAGCAGUUGCUUCAGGUGGUGGAUCGGCACCCCGAGAUUCUUGGCGAUGCAAGGGACGUUUUGCAGGGUGUCAGCGAUCUGGCCGCCGGGGAACUUGCAGAUGAAUCAGCGUUGUAUCCAAUUCAUGGUGACUUCUGGACUGGAAAUAUCUUACUCCCUGACACCCAUCUGGCAAAAGGCACUCACACUCCCAUUCGUAUUGUUGACUGGGAGAUGGUUCAGAUUGGUGUUCGGCCUCUAGAUCUCGGCCAGGCCAUUGCUGAACUUUGGCAACUCAAGCUAUACAAGGACAUUGCUGCAGCGGAGUGGCUCAUUCGGGCAUUUGUUGAUGGCUACGGGGCCGUAAGUGAUGACUUUGCUUACCGCACAGUUAUCCAUGUUGGUGUUCACUUGAUCUGCUUUGGAUCUCAGACGCCAGGAUGGGGCGAUGCAGAGCAACAGAAGGACGUGGUCAGAAUAGGAAAGGAGAUCAUAGUCAGAGCCUGGGGUAGAGAUUGUGGCUACUUUGUCGGACACGUUCUUGGUAUAAGCGAUGCUCUGAGUCGUGUCACCCGAAAACUCAACUCCAACUCAACUCUGUUGGCAAUCAUCUCCACGUCCACACCAGACUCAGAUGCCUUCUUCGGACACCAGUCGGCCUUGGAUUGCUACAUCCAAUAUGUCGCUUAUAAACUAAACAAGCGUCUCGGCGCACUUCAUAAAGAUACUCGCUCUUCAAAGAAGCUUACUACUCGGAGAUACCUGGCUGGCUUGUCCUUUGGGCCUUCUUCUAGCGUCCUGGCUCAGUUGCUUAGCGACCAGGCUCGCCACCACUCAGAGAACAAGGCAUCUUCACCAUUCGAGCCUGUGAUCAUCCAUAUCGAUACUGAGUUAUCAAACACUGAGGGAGAAUCUCCCGCUAAGAAGCUGCUGGGGGAGUACCGUCGUGUAUUGCCAAAUGCCAUGUUCGAGUGUGUUCCUCUAAAGGACGUCCUCUCUGUGAAGAGCGUCGACUGGUCAACUCUACCUCUCGACACUGUCACACCAGAUGAUGACGACGAUGAUUCAAACGCUCGCCUUCAACGACUUUUCAAUGCUUUACCCACAUUGACCUCGCGAACAGACCUUCUCCGUCAGCUCAUCCGUCACCUUCUUCUCCAGAAGGCCCAGGAGCACUCAUGCUCAGCGCUUCUCCUCGGCCACAGCACAACAGCACUCGCAGCCUUGACACUAUCAGAGGUCGCCAACGGUAGAGGAUUUGCAGUCCCGUUACAGGUUGCUGACGGCAUGACAACUGUAUGCACAUACGAGGCAGUCGAGGGCGCAGCCGCCCAGGAGACCGCUCGGCUAGAAUUCCCGGUCUAUUAUCCCCUGCGCGAGAUCUUUCGCAACGAGCUGAUCCAGUAUAUUGAUCUUGUUCCCCCAUUAAAGGAGGUUGUUCCCGUCAGCCAAGUAGGUGCCAAGGCCGGAAACAGUGUUGUUUCACACAAGGACCUGAGCAUCGAGGAGGUCAUGUCACGGUACUUUGAUAGUGUAGAGGAGGGAUAUGCUGGGAUAGUUGCCAACGUGGUGCGCACAACCACAAAGCUGGACCGAAUUCCUGGAAAGAGCUUCUGCGGAAGCUGUGGAAUGUCACUUGAUGCCGAGGGAGAUUCGCGAUGGGCCGGAGAGAUAGGCGAUGAUGCCGGGGACGGGCCGGGGGCAGCCGCCGCAGGCCGGCUAUGCUAUGGCUGCAAGCGGUCAAUUCACGGGUAG